AUUAGAUACAUACUCAUUAGAGUCGUGUUCUGAGCAUAUUGUUGAAAGAUUCAUUAUAUCUCUAAUAGUUAAUUUAAUAUAGUAAAUAUUUGACAGCUGCAUACCGUAAAUAGGUGUAUCUGCAUUACGACACGGACAGACAAGAAGUUAUCAAGAAGUUACAUUUUAACGAACGGACAAACAUGGCUACAGUAUUAUCAUCAAAAGAAUUUUCCUUUAAAUGGACUAACUUCUCCAAUAAUCUAACUUCUGGUUUUCUUUCUCACUUGAGUGAGAAUGAUUUGGUUGAUGUAACACUCGCUGUAGAAGGACAAUUGUUAGUUGCACACAAAUUGGUUCUUUCUGUGUGUAGUCCUUACUUUAAGAAUAUAUUCAAGGAGUAUCCUUGUCAGCAUCCGGUAAUAAUACUGAAAGAUGUAAAAUAUGCUGAGAUUGCAGCUUUAAUGAAAUUUAUGUAUCAAGGAGAGAUUAAUGUAAAACAGGAAGACUUAUCUACUUUUCUGAAAGUGGCACAGAUGCUUCAGAUAAAAGGCCUGGAAGAGGGCGAGGCACAAAUUAUACCAUUGUUAAAUGAUUAUGUCAAUGUGUCAGAUUUGCAAUGCGAUUUUGAUGACGUAACUGUCUUCUCAGAUACAAGUGAAGGACAGGGAAGUAGUAGUAAAGCUUCAGAUAGGUCUGUGCGAUCUCAUAGAAUGGCCAGGAAAAACACUAAAAAAAGAAAGAAAAGUGCGGUUGAGGAUGAUUACAGUUCCAUUAAACAAUCUAGAAAGUCAAAUAUCAGUAAGAACGAUGUUUCUCUUUUAUCGGAUGAUGACAUAAAUACUGAGAAAGAUUUGAAUGAUUCUAAAAGUGAAAAGGAUAUUAAAAAUGACAUUGAGGCCAGUGAUACUAUGAAUAACGAUAAGGAAAUAAUCGAAUUAUCUAAUGAAUCCAAUGAAUCGAAUACAGAAAGAAAUUCAAUGCCAUCAGGAACGGAAUCAGGAAUGGAACCAGUGACUUAUAGACUAUCUGCCAGAGGUAGACCCCAGUUGGUUCACAAUGGAUACGUGUACAAUCUGACUUCCCGUUCUAAUUUGUUAAAUAGAUCGCACUAUCGUUGUGCAGAGCAGCAUCGUGGUUGCCGGGGUAAAUGCUCAGUGAUCGCCGAGAGCUUUAUGCCUACAGGGGUGCAUGAUCACAAUCAUCUUCCAGGUUAUCAGUCAGAAUAUGAUUACAGAAAGAAAAAAGGCAUGGACACGAAUAAUGUUUGAAGAGAAUUAUUCCACGUUACACAUUCCAUGGCAUCUCGUAAUACUUUAAACCGCACGCAAUUAUAUCUAAUUGUUAAUCUUUAUAUGUAUAUAUACAUCCUUAUCAAUAUAUAAUCAAUUGGAACAGACCAUAUGUCUAGCCGGGAAAUAAAAGGAAAUAAAUGGCAUUGCACACGUUUCUCUGAUUUGAAAUUAAAUGAGCAGAAAGAAAUUAUAUUUCUAUAAAAUAAUCGACUUAAAAAGUGACUUUUUUUAACACCCAGCUACAAAGUGAUAUUGGUUGUUCCAAUUGCGAAGUAUUAAUAUUAUCGACAGAAUGUAGAAUCUAGGCAAUUUCAUAAACUGACUAGUUUCUAUAAUUUGGCGGUACUGUACACUGCUGUUCAGUGAAGUCAAUGUUGAGCAAGCAAACUCUGCAAUUCUUUAUGCUUCUAUCUGCCAGCACAUGAUCGUCCUAUUGUUUUUCCUGCCAAAAAAUUUUCUUCUAGAAUAAUUCGUCACAUGUGACUAAUAUAGAUUCGUGGAUAGACAUUUGUUCAAAUAAUUAGGUAAUUUAAUUUAUACAAAUUAAUUAUAAAUUUCACUGAACAGAAGCGUGCAUUCGCGAAAGCCAAAACGAAAGCUGUGAAUUAAAUGGAUGCGUUUAACUAACGCUAGACAUGAAGUACAAACGUUGGCCUAAUUUUAAAGAGAAGAUUGUUUCAUCGCGCACUAUACAUUUUGCGGUUCAUGUAUAGAAAAUUGAGUCCAACGAUUAAUAUAAAUAACUAUACGAAAUAUAUAACUAUAUAAAACCGAUUGCUAACUUCCGUAGUCUUAAGUUUUCAUUCCCAAGUAAAGAUUAAAGAUUUAAUUAUAAAGUACAGUACAUUUUUACAUUUAAAUAAAACUGUGAUGCAUCGAUUUGUCAACUUCCAAAAUUCAAUAAAUAGCAUGAGUUACAUA
Linepithema humile (Argentine ant) is the source of this 2195-nucleotide messenger RNA. RefSeq names its product protein abrupt-like. Gene Ontology annotation, biological process: regulation of transcription by RNA polymerase II. Gene Ontology annotation, cellular component: nucleus. Gene Ontology annotation, molecular function: protein binding. NCBI's taxonomy places the organism in Eukaryota, Metazoa, Arthropoda, Insecta, Hymenoptera, Formicidae. The record is from RefSeq and is a predicted model, not a curated record.